Molecule: messenger RNA, 345 nt
Organism: Adineta steineri
Lineage: Eukaryota; Metazoa; Rotifera; Eurotatoria; Adinetida; Adinetidae
Source: the annotation of a GenBank genome assembly
AUGAAAUUAUAUGUUUUUGUAUCCGUUGUACUUAUUAUCUUAGUACAAACAUAUUUAUCUCAAGCUGAACUGACGGAAAGUUCUUCGGAAAAUGAAAAUUUAAAACACUCUUUCAACAAACGUUUGAGUAGUCAAUGGGGAAAACGUUUAAGUCAACAAUGGGGAAAGCGAUCUGACAGUGAUAGUGAUGAGCUUUAUCAACGUAUCCUUCGUGAACUUUAUCAAACUGCACGUCUGAAACAAUCCGAACAUCCUCGAUAUUCAGCUACCAAUGAUCCAAAUCCAUUAACCCUUGAAGAGUUUCUCGCACAGCGUCCAACAUGGAAUACUGACAAUGACAAAUAA